AUGAGUCAGAUUAACCAAGACAUCACGGACGCAGCAUUGACCGUAGGCAGCAAGAAGGAAACUAAAAUGAAGCAAGAAGGAGAAGUAGCUUGCCAGGAACAUGUUAAAAGACGGCGAAGACGAAAUAUAAGGAAAGAAAUGACCAGUGAUACCGGUAAUAAUUUGGCUCUAAAGCAAGAUAAACUGGAAAGAAAAAACGCAAAUCGUGAACAGGGAGAAAAGCGGAGAGAACAAACAAAGAAUAACGGAAAAGAACAAAACCGACGAUAUGGUAUGGUGGUUGAAGAUAUAUACAUUGAUUUAGAGGACAUUGUCGACGAUAUUAAACAAGGAAAGCUCUCAUUAGAGGCGCUACCGAAAAUGGGACUAUUUCCAUUGCACGAGGCAGCCGCUCGAGGACUCACAAAAUGCGCUGAGAGUCUCAUCGAACUUGGACUUCAGUUAACCAACGAGACUCCUGAUGGAUUCACGCCACUGGAGGUGGCUGUUAUGGCGGGAAAUUUUGACGCUGCAGCUCUGUUGAUUCAAUAUGGAGCUCCUAUUGACCGCAUUCGUGAUGGGAUCCCACAGUUUGCAAGAUGA
Molecule: messenger RNA, 582 nt
Organism: Porites evermanni
Lineage: Eukaryota; Metazoa; Cnidaria; Anthozoa; Scleractinia; Poritidae
Source: the annotation of a GenBank genome assembly